UAAGGUCAAGAUGCCAAAGAGCUGAUAUGAUACCAAGCAGGUUAUAUAUACCAAACCGAUCUAGGGAAACAAAGGAGCCGCACCUUAUGCUUGAGCGUUUAAUGUGUGAGAGCAGUUACACAUUUUCCAACCACAUAUGUAAAAAAACAACAGCACACUGAGAAUAAUCCUUCAGAAGAACAUGUUGCUGCUGAAUAAGUUUCCUGCAUGGCUUUCUGUAUUCGCUUUGCUUUUGCUGACUCAGGAGCCUGUUUCUACGUCAGAGGUCACGGCCUGUGGACUUGCGGUGGAUCCACCUGCCAAUAUUGAGAUAACAGACCCUGGCUUCCUGGGUUACCUCAGUGUCCACUGGACUCAGCCAGCCAGCCUUCAGAACCUUACAGGCUGCACAGUACGAUACCAACUCAGAUACUAUGACACCUAUGAGGAACGAUGGAGGAGUGUUCGAACUGUCAAGCUGACUUAUGCUGCUCAGUUUGAUCUUGAGAAACCAGUCAAGGUGAGAAUACUCACUGUGCUGAAGUGUGCCUGUACCAAUGGGACAGAGGUCCAAGGGGAGGAGAACGAGUGGGUCUACACACCUGAAACUACAGGUGUGGCGGGAUCACGAAUAAGAGAUUUUCACUGUGUCUACUAUGGGAAGGAGUACAUGGAAUGCACCUGGGAGUCAGGACCCGUCCAACCUCCAAAUUCACAGCACUACCUCUAUUACUGGCACAGGGAAAUGGAUGAAACAAAGGAAUGUCCAGAAUACAUCAUAUUAUCUGAGGGUCGAAGGGGAUGCCGGUUUCCUCGAGAAUCACUCUUGGAGUUCUCUAAGUUUAAUUUAUGUGUAAAUGGAUCCUCUCCAGCAGGAAGUCUGAAAAUGGCCUACUUCUCUAUUGAGGUCCAAAACCAUGUAAAACCAACAGUGGUCUCCUCUGUGCAUGUCUCAGAGAUUGAUGGAGAGCUGAAGUUAGAUUGGUCACCACCUAGUGGCCAGGUGCCAGAACACUGCUUGGAAUAUGAGGUGGAGAGCAGCAUUACGAUGGAAAAUGGCAAAGAAAAGCAGGAAAAGAUGGUUCUUCAGAAUUUAGAGGACACAUCUUAUGGCGUCCCGAGAGAGGCGGAAAGUCAGAAAACCUGCUUUCGAAUCAGGUCAAAGGUGAACAUGUACUGCGCUGAUGGAGGAUUUUGGAGUGACUGGAGCCAAACAAAGUGUACAGAAGAUAAGGAAACUCAAUACAUCCCAAAAUGGACAUAUCUCGGUCUGGUGGGCCUGGUGGUCAUUGGCAUUGCUGGAGUCAUCAUCCUCUGUCUUUCAUUAUGGAUAUUAAAGAAGAUUUGCAUAAAAAAGAUCAACAAAAAGGAUGCCCUCUAUACUUUAUACAAGGAGAAGGUCAACGAGACCAUGCUCACUAUCCUCAGCCCCAUUUUCAAGUGAUGCUCCCUUUGACCUGCUAUGCUGAAUUACCGUUUAGCAGUUCUAGACUGCAGUAAAAGUACAAUACUCAGACAGAGAAACAAACAUGAGACGUGAGACGUCAACACCCUUAAAGUGAUAGCUGAUAGAACCAGUAGUCUUGUGGAAUAGGUAUGUGGAGACCUAAAUGAACCACAGCACUGACCCGAAUGUAUGAACCACUUUGGUUUAAAAGACACUAUACUACUAUGUGAUGUGUUUACGCACAUAUCAUGUGUUACUUAAAGUUACUCAAAGAUUUUUCAAAUGCCAAUGAUCUUGCCGAUUUUGCCAAUCAUCUUGAUAUUUUAGCCAAUGAUUUUUCAAAUUCCAAUGAUCUUGCCAGUUUAGUCAAUGAUUUUUCAAAUGCCAGUGAUCUUCAGUUUUAUUUUCCUAUCAGCUUUUUUGCUGUUUCACUUUGAUGUAUGUCAUGACUCUUUUAGUAUUUGAGUUUAUUUUACUGCUGAUUACAUAAUGAAGGAAUCAGGAGUAAAGAGUAUUCAUACACUUUGGAAAAAAAGUGCUUUU
Sinocyclocheilus rhinocerous is the source of this 1969-nucleotide messenger RNA. RefSeq names its product interleukin 13 receptor, alpha 2 (gene il13ra2). Gene Ontology annotation, cellular component: external side of plasma membrane. NCBI's taxonomy places the organism in Eukaryota, Metazoa, Chordata, Actinopteri, Cypriniformes, Cyprinidae. The transcript is spliced from 10 exons. Gene Ontology annotation, biological process: cytokine-mediated signaling pathway. Gene Ontology annotation, molecular function: protein binding; cytokine receptor activity. Bases 182 to 1423 code for a protein of 413 amino acids. The record is from RefSeq and is a predicted model, not a curated record.